GUGCGCAGGCAGACCGGAAGUGUGUUGGAUUUUCGAUCACUUCCUCCUGUUCGUCUCUGCCUGGGUCUUCUUCUUCUUCUUCUUCUUCUUCUUCCUCCUUUUAUUGUUUUUAAUAAUCCCCCUGAGACCCAAACGUGUACCUGCGCGCGUGCAUUGCGGCGGAGGAACACCUGCUGCUGUCAUGGCGGAGCUGCGGCGCGUGUAGAAGACGAAUGACUGGACGGCAUCCCGAUCAGACCGAAGGCACCAUGAGGUGACGUCUGUGACAUCUUGAAUCCCCCCCUCCCCCCCCACUCCUCCACCGGGACACAUGGCGAGGAUCUCCUCCUCCUGCCUGCCGGCCUCCUGGUACUGCAGCGUGUCCCUGCUGUCGGUGGGCUGCGCCCCCAGGCAGCGGCUCCUGCUGCUGCUCCUCGUCGCCUCCGCCCUGCUCCUCCUGGGAACCUACCAGAGGCGCCUGUGGGGCCCGGCGCCGCCGCGGCGGCCCGGCUCCCACAUCAACAAAUACCUCUCCAUCGCAGAGUCCAUGGAGGUCACCGACGUCUCGGACGCGGCUCUGAACUACGGGGUCGUGGUGGACUGUGGCAGCAGCGGCUCUCGGGUCUUCGUGUACUACUGGCCCCCCCACAACGGGAACCCCCACACGCUGCGGGACAUCCGGCAGAUGAGGGACCGCGACCGCAAGCCGGUCGUCAAGAAGAUCAAGCCCGGUAUCUCCACCCUGGCGACGGCGCCGACGCAGGCCAGCGACUACCUCCACCCUCUCCUCCACUUCGCCGCCGCCCACGUGCCGCGCAGCAAGCACAAGGAGACGCCGCUCUACAUCCUCUGCACCGCCGGCAUGAGGCUGCUGCCGGAGAGCCAGCAGACGGACAUCCUGCAGGACCUGGUGACCGACGUCCCCCUGCAGUUCAACUUCCUGUUUUCCAGCUCCCACGCCGAGGUCAUCUCCGGGAAACAAGAAGGCGUGUACGCGUGGAUCGGCAUUAACUUCGUGUUGGGCCGCUUCGAUCACGCCGAUGAAGAAGACGCGACAGUCGAGGUGACGACGGGCGCUCAGAACCAGCAGCCGAUGAGCAGGCGGCGCACGGUGGGCAUCAUGGAUAUGGGCGGAGCCUCGCUGCAGAUCGCCUACGAGGUGCCGAGCGCCAUCACCUUCAGCUCGCCGCAAGAGGAGGAGGCGGGAAAAAGCGUCCUGGCCGAGUUCAACCUGGGCUGCGACGUGGAGCACACGCAGCACGUCUACCGGGUCUACGUCGCCACCUUCCUCGGCUUCGGGGGGAACAUGGCCCGGCAGCGGUACGAGGACCGCCUGCUCAACGGCACCGUGGCGAAGAACAGGUUCCUCGCCUCGCAGACGGGCCUGAGCGAGGAGCAGCCGUACCUGGACCCCUGCCUGCCCGUCAGCGCGGCGGACACCGUCGUCAGGGACAACCGCACCGUGUACCUGAGGGGCCGGGGCGACUGGGCCCGGUGCCAAGAGGCCGUGCGACCUUUCCUGGGCCUCCACAACGGCACCAUGUCGCCGGGCGGCGUCUACCAGGCGCCCAUCAAUUUCAGCAACAGCGAGUUCUACGGCUUCUCCGAGUUCUUCUACUGCACAGAGGACGUCCUGAGGAUGGGGGGCCCGUACGACAGCCACAAGUACUCCAGAGCCGCCACGGAUUACUGCCUCACCAGGUGGUCCGUCCUCCAGCAGCGUCUGGACAACAAGCUCUUCUCCCAGCAGGCCGACGUCAGCCGCCUCAAGUAUCAGUGCUCCAAGUCGCGCAUGUAGAAGGUGCUGCACUCCGGCUGCUUCCCCCCCGACUACCAAACCUGAAAACGGCCCCAGCUGGUCCACGACAAAGGAGGUCCAGUGACUCUGAGAGCCAUCCUCUUCAAAACCCGAUUCCUGCCCCUCAGAGACCUGCGGCAGGAGGUGCUGAGGCAGAACCACCCCAGCUGGCUGCGCUCCUCCUUCGUCUACAACCACCACCUGUUCUCGCUGUGCAUCCUGGUGGUGCUGCUCGCCAUCCUGCUGUACAUCCUGCGCCUGCGGAGGAUCCACCAGCGCGAGCAGCGGCAGGCCGACACCCUCAACCUGCUGUAGGCCGAGGAGAGGAGAAGCCCUCCUCCCGUGAGGAGGAGGAGGAGCCCGGAGAGUCUGUUCAUCGCCGUGGCAGCUCGUCCUCUGCGUCUCUCCGGGGGACGGAGGAGAGUCCACGCGGCACAGCAGGGACUCCACAAGUAAUUCAGUGGGAGAGCGUAGCCACUUAGCAUGCUAACGUCGGCUAAUUAAAUGUUAAACAUCUUAAGGGCAGCGUUGCCUCUCGUGAUUCUUCACGGUUUCUUCCUCUUUUGUUGUGGGAGAGUUUGUAUAUUUUUGUAGGGUUGUAUUCCAGAUGUGUCUGCAUCUGGUGACACGCCAGAACAUUCCUUGAUUUGAUGCUCCGACGCCACUUGUGAUGAUGUUUUUUAUGUGUGGGGAGGGGGGGCAGCAAAGAAGCCCCCUUCAGGGCGGGAUUUGAAACACUCUCAAUGCAAUAACUCCUUGAAUAGAGAGCGUGGUUCGUAACGUCUGACGCGGUUUCUGAAAUCGCCAUUUAUGAGGAAAAAAAGCCACAAAAAGAAGCAUUUCAAAGCUGUAACUGAGGCCAGUUGUUUGUUCUUACGUAACGUGCAAACUGCACAGAUGUGCUGACUGUGCAGAUGCAGAGAAAGCAUGACGAUACAAAUGUGAGCAGCAGCAGCUGAAGCUUCCAGAGGAGUCGAAUGACGCGUUGAUCCCACUGUGGGAAGGUUUUCUACCCAAUGAGGCGGCCUCUGUUCUCUCUCACACACACACACACACACACACACACACACACACACACAGGCCUCCUAUUGGCGGUGACGCUGAUGCGUCCCGACACUCACCUGUCAAACUGUCCCCGUGUGUUUGUCCUUGUCUCAGCUCCUUUACUUCUCCCUCAGUCCUGCAGCGUCUUCACUUCUAAACGGCGACAGAAGCAUUUUGUUUUUUUAACCCUGCAUUCCCCUCACUUGACCUUUUGACCUCUCCGAUGGGUCCCGGUGGAGUGUGUCCUUCCAGAGCUGGGCGUCGUGCAAUGUUUGACUGUGAUGAAGGCACCUUUCUAACAUGUGAAUAGAAUCUAUUCCGGUCCAAUAAAGGGUCCUUUCCAUAAAG
Molecule: messenger RNA, 3169 nt
Organism: Gasterosteus aculeatus aculeatus (three-spined stickleback)
Lineage: Eukaryota; Metazoa; Chordata; Actinopteri; Perciformes; Gasterosteidae
Product: ectonucleoside triphosphate diphosphohydrolase 7-like
Biological process (GO): CTP metabolic process; UDP catabolic process
Cellular component (GO): membrane; Golgi apparatus
Molecular function (GO): UDP phosphatase activity; GDP phosphatase activity; ribonucleoside triphosphate phosphatase activity
Source: RefSeq, a predicted model, not a curated record